Molecule: messenger RNA, 2050 nt
Organism: Cercocebus atys (sooty mangabey)
Lineage: Eukaryota; Metazoa; Chordata; Mammalia; Primates; Cercopithecidae
Product: chromosome unknown open reading frame, human C11orf71
Exons: 1
Coding region: 273-659 (128 amino acids)
Cellular component (GO): nucleus
Source: RefSeq, a predicted model, not a curated record
AGCCCCACGUCCUCACGCUCCCUGGCGUCACCAACGCAAACGUCCGUUGCGCUUGCUCUCAGGGGGCGUCGACUUGUGCGGACGGAGUGCGCAUGCUCGCCAGGAUAGCGCUCGAUAAAGGCAGGGCGGUGUCUGGCUUUUCCGCAGGCUCAGUUAUGGCUUCCAGUGUGGUUAGUCACCCGGUCCGAGACAGGCUGAACUGAUCUGGGGAGCCGCGAAGGGCCUGCCUUGACCAAGGGACGUAACGCAGAUACUGCGGGUGGUGUUUGAAGAUGGCCCUGAACAAUGUGUCCCUGUCCGCCGGUGAUCAGAGGAGCAGGGUGGCCCACGGCUCUUCCCACAGCGACCUCAGACCGCGGGCGUCAGCGUUGGCAAUGGUCUCUGGAGACGGCUUCCUCCUCGUUUCCAGGCCUGAAGCGAUUCAUCUAGGACCUCGGCAGGCUUUGCAACCAAACGUUCGUGCCGAGAGCCGUCGAGUGAAUGGUGGCGGCCGGAGCCCAACCCGCUUUAUAAACGGAAGGGAACCGGAUGGCCGGGGCCGGAGCCGCCAGGCCAGAUUCUCACCUUACCCUGGCGUUGAACCCGACCUCCUAAGAAGUGUGCUGCAACAGCGUUUGAUUGCAUUAGGAGGUGUCAUCGCGGCUCGAAUUUCAGUUUAAACGACCGCCUUUCCUCCUUUCCUCUGGCCCUCACUUACCUUGUGAACAGGCCUUUUUAAAAUCCUUUCUUGGUGUAGCAGCAAUCUUGUUGUCUUAUUUUUAGAUGAAUGUAUUUUCAUUUAAUACGUAGGAGUUAUAUGAAUAUAUCCUAGCACCAACGGAAGUGUAACAGUUAAUUGAUUUAGGUGGUUUUAUGCAGCCAGAAUGAUUGGAUCAGGAAAGGGGUGGAAGGGAUAUUCUUAGGUCGUCACAAAGCUGAGCUGAUGGGAUCACCCUCCCCAGAGGUCAACAAUCCAUUCGUUAACUCAGACACUACCUUUACUUCUGUUGGCGAAAAAGUACUCCUUUUUAUUACAGUGAUUUAUCCUUCCAUCUUUUCCUUGACAUUUACCAUCUUCCAUCUCUCCCUUCACUUUUUUCAGAUGUGUCUACAAACAAACAACAAUCUCAGUCGCACUAAAAAUAAGAACAAAACCUAAACCUUACUGUUCUUUCCAAUUAUUAACUCAGUUUACAUUCCUUUCUUUGGCAAAGGUUGCAAAUUUUUACUUUAUAUUUGUAAUUUUACUAUUUGCAUUCAGUCCCAGCGCCUUAAUCUGAAUCUGCUGUCCUAAAGUACACUGGUGAAAACAUUAGUUGUACAAUCUCCAAUCAGAAAACCGUUCAUCUCACUGUAGUGCCCUCCUUGAAAUUUGUGUUUACUCAUUAAACUGACAAUAUUUGGGGAUCCCUGUAGUAAACACCGUGUAUGAACUUUACACAGUCUGGCCAUCAAGAAAGAUCACGGAGAUGGGGAGGCUACUAAGUGAAUAGGAAUCACCACACUGGGCUGUGUAAAGAUAAGUACUGGUUGCAGUGGCUUUUUUUUUUUUCCUUCAUAAUACUGCGCUGUCCUGGUUCUUCUCUUACCUGGCUGAUCACUCCUUAUUUGCUGAUAUUUUUGUUCUCUUAAGCAUCCAUUUCCCAAUGUUUAAAGGGUGGUAUUGUGAGAAAGUUACUGGGUUUUGUAAGUGCCAGCUCUUCAUAUAAGCAGGUAGACUAGCUUUUUCCCAGCAGACGCUUGUCUGUUUAGACUUCCUUAAAAUAAUUAUGUUCAAAUAAGGCAAAAUCUCCAUACACCACAUAGUAUUGAAUUGUUAGAACUACAUGUUAAGAAUGUUGAGUCAAUAAGAUAGCUUCCAUAAGAGGGUGAAUUAAUGUAGUGAGAAUUCUAGAAACCAGAUCAUAGGAAGAGUGAUUAAAAGAAUAGUAAUAGCUACCUUUUAUUGAGUGCUAUGUGCAAGUCAGUGUGCUAGGACUUUUCUUGUUUAUAGAGAUAUUUAUUGAGAACUUACUCUGUACCUGCUACUGCCUGCAGUAAGCACUUAGAAUGAAGUGAUAAACAUGAUAAA